Penicillium bovifimosum is the source of this 1494-nucleotide messenger RNA. RefSeq names its product DNA-directed RNA polymerase I subunit RPA49. The transcript is spliced from 3 exons. Gene Ontology annotation, cellular component: RNA polymerase I complex. Gene Ontology annotation, biological process: transcription elongation by RNA polymerase I; nucleolar large rRNA transcription by RNA polymerase I; RNA polymerase I preinitiation complex assembly. Lineage: Eukaryota; Fungi; Ascomycota; Eurotiomycetes; Eurotiales; Aspergillaceae. The coding region runs from base 1 to 1494 and encodes 497 amino acids. Gene Ontology annotation, molecular function: DNA binding. The record is from RefSeq and is a predicted model, not a curated record.
AUGCCUUCAAAUAAAACAGAUCAGAAGCGCAAGCGCUCCUCGAAAAAUGACGGUCCCAGCAAGAAACCCGCUUUCCACAUGCUGCCCCCAUUGGCCGCCAGCGUGAUUGAAGAUAAAAGCGAGCUUGCACCGAUAAUUGCCAAUACCCCCGGCCUUCAGAGCUCGAAUUCUCUCCGCUUCAACCCAUAUAUCAAAAGCCGCUCCAAUGUCCCCAAGUCAGCGGCAGCAACCCGGAACCCGGGCAUUGUCUCGUCAGAGAUCCUCCUCCAGUCCUCAGACCACGCCAAGAUGGACUUUGUCGGCCGUGAAGGCACAGGAGACGACACCGACUCGCAAGUGAAGCACUACGUUGCAGUCGUCGACCCUGAGGAGAAGACCUGGAAAGUCGUAGAGGUCCGACGGGCAACACUCCGCGGAGCCCUGAGAACCCGCCGAACGGAAGAAGAAGACUCAGAAGAAGAGCUUAAUACCAUGCGCGCCCAACGCACCGCUCUAACCAACACCUUCGGUACCAAACAAUCUCGCAAAGCAGUGCAAUCCAUGGCCGAGAACGCCCAACUCUCCAACGCCCCCGCCGGCGCCGUCCCCCAAGCCGGCGCAGCCCUCAUCUCCUCGCUGCCAGCCAACACAGCCUCCGGCCUCGCCAAAGCCCUCGCCACCCAAGCCGAAGUCCAAGCCGCCAAGCCCCUGCCCACGCCCAACCUCACAGCCUCGCACCCCUCGGACGUGUACUCAAUCGAGACCCUCGUGCCGGGCAGCCACAGCACGCUGUCGCAACUCAACGGCGUCAGCGAAUGGAAAUCCCAAGUCGACGCCGGUCUCGGCGUAACAACCGUCUCCCGCUACGUCUCCAACCGCGUCGGCCCAGUAGCAACCUCCGACAACACAACCCACCUCCAAGUUCUGCGCUUCAUCCAGCUCCUCAUCGAAUUCGGCCGCUGUCUGAAAUCCAUGGGUGCGAACGCCAAGGGCGGCGGUCCCGGCAGCAAACGUCUCCCGCCCCGCGAUGAUCUGCGUCGUAUUCUUUCUAACACGACCGGUGCCGCGGCUAAGCCCGUUGCGGCUGCUAAGGCGGCGCCUGUUGAUGGUGAGCUGUUGCCGGACUCGGUGAUUGAUGCUGUGCGGAGGAGGUUCGCGCCUAGUGGUGGCUUUGUCUCGAAGAAUGAUCUUACCCUGCUGCAUACCACUAUCUGUGCUUUGUCGUUGCAUAUCCCCCCUCAGCCGGCCAAGGAUGGUGGGUCUAGCUCGCUGGGUGGGAAUGCGCCUAAUGAGCUGGCGACUGAUCCGUCCGAUUUGAGGGAUGAUUUGAGACUGGAUCCGAAUACUAUUCAUCAGUAUUUCAGGGAGCUGGGCUGUCGCAUUGAUAAGCCUAGGGAGACGGAGUUUGCCAAGUGGAAUAUUAAGGGUGGAAAGGCUGAGGCGCAUGCACGUCGGGUUGCGAGAUUGCGCGUGCCGGUUGAGUUCCCCAAGGUUAGUCGUGGUGGGAGGAAGUAG